Molecule: messenger RNA, 234 nt
Organism: Staurois parvus
Lineage: Eukaryota; Metazoa; Chordata; Amphibia; Anura; Ranidae
Source: the annotation of a GenBank genome assembly
UGCUUUAGAUUGAAAUGGAAAGACUUCAAUACAAAAUUGUGUCCUAUAGAAUUCAAUGCAAAAUCUCGUCCUCAGGGGCGGACUGACAACUCAUGGGGCCCCCGGGCAAUAAGGGAUCAUGGGGCCCCUGUGUCCUUGCCCAAACUCAAAAAAGCUUAUGAAAAGGUACCAGGGGCAUCUCAUGGGGCCCCCUACUGACCCCGGGCCCUCGGGCAGUGCCUGAGUUUCCAAAUG